Molecule: messenger RNA, 430 nt
Organism: Carassius auratus (goldfish)
Lineage: Eukaryota; Metazoa; Chordata; Actinopteri; Cypriniformes; Cyprinidae
Product: C-C motif chemokine 20-like
Exons: 4
Coding region: 9-308 (99 amino acids)
Biological process (GO): immune response
Cellular component (GO): extracellular region
Molecular function (GO): chemokine activity
Source: RefSeq, a predicted model, not a curated record
CAGAGACGAUGACUCGAAUUUCAGCUACCGUGAUCAUACUUAUGGUUGUAGCUCUUAGUGUGCUUCAUACAGAUGCCUCUGCUUUGUCAUGUUGCAGGAAGUAUACCAAAGGAGUAAUAUCAAUGACAUAUAUUAAAGGAUAUUCCAUUCAGACCAUGACAAGAAACUGCCACAUUGAUGCUGUCAUAUUCCACACAUACAAAGGCAAGAACAUCUGCACAGACCCCUCCAAAGCCUGGGUGAUGGAAAAUAUCCGUAAGCUAAAGGAGAAAGUGCAAGUAAUCAGCAAAAAACAUUCAAGGGUCUAAUUGUUCAACUACUGAGCCUAAACUGAUGUUACUACAAGAAUAAUUCUUCGUGGAGGGGGAUCUAUUUCUUUAUGAAAUUUACAUAUUUACUCUGCAUAUUUGUAUAUGCAUAUUAUUUUAUA